AUGUCCUUCGAUAUUGAUUGGGAAAAAGUCAUUGAAGAUGAAAGUAUUAAUCAGGGAUUGGAAGAGAUUUUAAAUGAACAACUAAAGAAAGUGACACUUCCUUCUUUCAUCGAUAAACUCACUGUUACCAGCUUCUCCCUUGGUAAGAUUCCUCCAGAAAUCACAAUACGACACAUUGAUAAUCCAUUUGAGGAGUUUUACCACGACUAUAAUUCUGAUGAGAGCAUUACGAAGGUAGUGAAAAGUUUGUCACCUCAGCUCAGUGAAAGUGAUAGUGACAACUCCGAUGAUGAACAUUUGCACCACACCACCUUAAAUGAAUUUGACAACAAAGAGAUCCUACCUAACUUUUCUCCUACACCAAUCGAAACAACUAGCCGAAAGAGUCUGGACAUUUUCAAAAAUUUUCACAAUUACAAUAUGAACAACGUCGGUUUGGGUCACCAUGAUAUGGAUACACCUGCUAACUUUUUCUCUCCCAAUAACUAUCCAUUUAGAGCAAAUUCCACACGCCAACCAGAAGCAAACAAAAGUGAGAAUGAUAUUCAAUUCAUACUAGAUAUUAAUUAUAAAGGCGAUGCAUCAUUGGAAAUCACAGUUAAUCUACAGGUGAAUUACCCUUCCUCUCAUUUCAUCUCCCUCCCAAUAAAAUUGAGAAUAUCCGAUAUAGUCAUUCACUCAUUAGCGGCUGUGGCUUAUUUGGAGAAAAGUGUAUUUAUCACAUUUCUUUGCGAUUUGAAUGAUACAAGUUCGGACUAUUUCACUUCAUCUAACUCCUCAGGACAAAGCAAAGUUGCAAAUAUGAAUGGUGGAAAUUUCGUAGAUUACACUGGUACCAAUUAUAGAGAGAGAAUUGAUGUUAUCAAGAGUGUGAAAAUAGACACCGAAAUAGGGGAGAUGGAAAACAACAUCUUGCGAAAUGUCGGAAAGGUGGAAAAAUUCUUGGUUGAGCAGCUUCGGAGCCUCAUCAGGGAUGAAAUAGCAUGGCCCAAUUGGAUAUGCCUUGAUCUUGAUGACGACGACGAUGAGGAUGAAGGCGAUCACGAAGAUGAAAAUGAAAGUGUUGACAAAGAUGCAAAAGAUCAUGCAAUGAGUGAUGAAGGAAAGGAGCAACUCGAACAUGAUAAUCGUGACAAGCGACAUGAUGCUGAACAUGAUGCUGAACAUGAAGGUGAAGAUGAAACUGAAAUGCCAAUUGGAGAUCGGGGUGAAGAUGAAGGCAGUGAUGUAAACAAGGUUCCAGAAACCAAGUUAUAG
This is a messenger RNA of Sungouiella intermedia, 1257 nucleotides long. Lineage: Eukaryota; Fungi; Ascomycota; Pichiomycetes; Serinales; Metschnikowiaceae. The record is from the annotation of a GenBank genome assembly.